Messenger RNA from Westerdykella ornata, 763 nucleotides. RefSeq lists its product as uncharacterized. The transcript has a single exon. Bases 144 to 620 code for a protein of 158 amino acids. Lineage: Eukaryota; Fungi; Ascomycota; Dothideomycetes; Pleosporales; Sporormiaceae. The record is from RefSeq and is a predicted model, not a curated record.
CGGACUGUGAUAUGUAAUAUUGAAUGGUGCAGAGAGUGCCAUGCGCAAUGCACGGCAAUUUGCAAGUCGCGGUGAGCAAGGCCGGUGACGAAGUCAUGCUAUGUGACGGCACAGUCGAAAGUGUAUGUGCGCCGUAACCGCAGAUGCCAAAUCAAGCCGUCGCCGUUGACGCCGCUGCGAUCUCCAUCGGUGUCACAGAAUGCGCGUGGGUAUCUCGCACGAUGAGAGGUGGGAGAGACUGCUCUUAUGGAAGGAUGGGUUGGCUGUGCCUUCCCGGCACUCCGACAGCAGGCAAAACAAGAUGCCUCGCCGUAAUGCGAACUCGGCCUCGUGCCCUGGUGGUGUGUGUCACAGUCGUCGCCAUGGAGGAUGGCACACACAGAAGUGGGCCUCAGGGGUUGCGGCGGGAAAGGGAGGGAGGAGUGAGUCUGAGCACAAAGGAACCCAUGCGUCUGGAAAGGACAUCGUGCGCCACGGCCCGCGACGGGCCACUGGCCAGGGUGUCCAUUUUUGUGUGUGCGGCAGGCGUUUCCUCGGAAAAAUCGACGACUCGGCAAAAUAGCCGAACAGAGGGACGGAUGGGCGAGCUGAGAGAGACGAAGAAGCCAGCUGGGGCGUAAACAAGGAGGAUUGAGCCCGUCGCAGACAAUAAUAAUAAUGUUGCGGUGCGGUGAAGCUGCUGACGAGAGCGGUUCGUGUUGGUCUCGCCCGGGGGGAAGAGGGGUGAAAGAAGAUGGAGGGGAUGGGGGAGGUGAGGGUGGGC